This is a messenger RNA of Magallana angulata, 2023 nucleotides long. RefSeq names its product interaptin-like. Lineage: Eukaryota; Metazoa; Mollusca; Bivalvia; Ostreida; Ostreidae. The transcript is spliced from 5 exons. The coding region runs from base 122 to 1453 and encodes 443 amino acids. The record is from RefSeq and is a predicted model, not a curated record.
AAAUGCUUAAUCACGGCCGGAGACAGCAUGGAGGCUUGCCAAAGUCUGCUCCUGUCUUCUCCAUGUUCAAUCUCCCUCAUAAAACCAGAAGUGUGGGGACGGAACUGCAUUAAAUGAAAGAAUGGAAACAAAAGAAAAGAGAAAAGUGACGUUUGAUCCUGAUGUCGAACAGACCUAUCUCCUUGAUGGUAAAUGGAGUUUUCUAAGGUAUCUUUUAACUCUCAACGAAGAAAUCAAUCUCCAAAUCGUCUGCGACACGUUGGAGGACCGAUGUGUUCUGUCUCCCUCCGACAAAGACGACGUCCUGCAACAAGGGACGUACAAAGAUAGGAUUGACACGUGCAUACAGCGCGUGCUUAAAACGUGCCCGACCGGAUUCACCCACUUCUGUGAGGUUCUAAAGGAUUGUGGGUACAAUCACGUGGUAGAAAACUUAAAAACAGAAACGGAAGACGAGGAUUCGAUUAGUAAAUAUACAUUAACUUCUGAAGAUAUCUUCGAAAAGACUGCAAAGAAUAGUUCUAGGCAAUGGGAUACUAGUACACCUAUAAGUACGUCCUAUAGUGAACGUGAGGAAAAACUGGCAAUUGUCGGCGUCAAAAUGUCUCUAUCAACACUCUCAAAAGACACAAAAGCCUCUCAAAGGGAAUUCAACACAAUUAUCCAAAGACAAUCUGAACUCGAAAAGCAGCUAUCAGAAGUGAUGAAAACCCUUGAUAGUGCUAAAGACGCGCUAAUACGUGAAAGGGAAGAAAAAGCACAGCUGCUGCAACAGCUUCAGUUCAAGGAUGAUGAACUUGUGGACAUGCAAAGGAAGUACAGAGACUUGCAGAACGUGAUGGGAAAGUUAAAAGAAACCAACAAUAAAUACCACGAAAGGGUAACAAAGUUGCAAAUCGAAAACGAACAAUUACGGAAAUCAGUCAAAGACAAUUCCAACUUGCAGAUUGAUUUGACUGAAAAAAGUCAGCAAAUCAAAGAGUUGAAGAGAACGAUCGAGGAGCAAGACAAAGAGAUCACAAACCAGGAGACCAUGAUCAACAAGAAACUGAACAUGAUCGAGCAGCUAGCGGCCGACCACCAGAGGUUGGCAGACGGACAGAUCAAACUGGAGGAUUUAUUGGUGAAACAGCACGAGGAGAUCAUGAAACUCGGGGCCGAGAAAGAUAGCGCGCACCAACUUCUGACGCAGCAGCAGAAACAGUUAAACUCCCAACAGGCGUCACUGGCUAUUCUGCAGGAGAAUCUCGAGAGACUUGAAAUGACCGUGCUAACGCAGCACGAGCAACAGAACGUGCUAGCGAUUCUACCGCCGAGCGAUCAAAAUUACCGCGGCAAAAAGCAGCCGACAACCACGAAACCGAUGAUGGUCAGACCAUUCAAUGCGUCCGGAAAAGUGGAAAAUUCAAAGAAUUCUUUCUGGAAAAAUCCUAACGGAAACAAAAUGAAAUGAUUCUAUUUUGAGAGAGAUUUAUGAUCGCAGUGUUAAUUGUAUGUUUAAUGGGAACUUUGAGUAUUUGUCAAGACCCAUUCGAAUUUUUUUUAUGUCAAUAUUAAUUGUUCUUCAGGAAAGUUGUUAGUUUCUCAUUUAUUCAACUUUGGAAGAAAGAAAUAACUACAAUUACUUUACUGAAAAGUGAUAAAAGUAAUUGUAUUCUAAACAUUAUAUAUUUGUGAAUUUCGAGUUUUAAUUCAAUCAAAAUUUGCUUUCAAAGCAUGACUAGAUAUUAAAUGUACAUGUUGCAUGACCUGCACUGAUUCUGGCGUUCACUUUGUGAACUAUCGGCAAAUCGCCAACUCCGCCAGACAUGGCGACCAAAGUCUUGCGAGAUCAGUUUCUGAUAUAAGCAGACAUAUUAAAUCAUCCACGAUCUCUAUGAAAAAGGUCUGUCAACUUCAUGUUGUCAAAUCUUGAAUGAUGUAAAGUCUUCUUGUGAAUUUUAAGAUCACAUGUGUCAGUCAUUUUUCAUACAAAAUAAAAUCCUGAUGAUCCGUGUAUUAUCUCGGAGAUCAGAAAAAUAUU